AUGCAGAAUGUUGGACAGUCUGAAAACCGAAAUAUCGAUAAGGUGAAUGUGCAACUUGAUGUGGUAAAAUCGUCCACUCCUCAAAGUUCGGCUUCGAGUCCGGCCAAAUCUGAAACCGAAACGUAUUCAGGAGCGCCUGCCAAAUACAUGACGGACUCUUCGGAAAGCGAGGAUGACUCUGUGUCGGAGGCGGAGAUGGAAGAGGAAGGUGGUGGUGCAGAGCCAUCAAAGUUCCUGUUAUCCCAUGAUGACCCUGAGCGGGCUGUUGAUCCAGAGAUGCAGGCUCGACUAGAAGCUUUGCUUGAAGCAGCGGGCAUCGGCAAGUUAUCCGGUGAGGGCAAGCACCUCGCCGACCCGGAGGUGCUUCGGCGGUUGACGUCGUCGGUGUCGUGCGCGCUCGACGAGGCGGCCGCCGCGCUCACACGCAUGCGCAGCGACCAGCCACCACCACACCACCGACACCACCAUCAGGACAAAAAUCAACAAUGCGGGUCGAGUGCAACGGGAACAACACCUACGGUAGCGUCGUCGGUCGGCGCGGACGGCGCACCUUCGCUAGCGGAAGCUUGUUCGGACGGCGACGUGGGCACCGUCAGAAAACUGCUCACCGAGGGCCGCUCCGUGCACGAGACUACAGAGGAAGGAGAGUCGCUACUCUCGCUCGCAUGCUCCGCGGGAUACUACGAGCUCGCGCAGGUGUUGCUGGCCAUGCACGCCAGCGUAGAGGACCGCGGCAUCAAGGGUGACUGCACCCCGCUGAUGGAGGCAGCGAGCGCGGGCCACGUGGACAUCGUGCGACUACUGAUCGCGCACCACGCAGACGUCAACGCCGUGUCGGGCUCCGGCAACACGCCGCUCAUGUACGCCUGCGCCGGCGGACACGAGGAGUGCGUGCGCGCGCUACUGGAGAGCGGCGCCAACGUCGAGGACCACAACGAGAACGGACACACGCCUCUCAUGGAGGCGGCGUCUGCGGGUCACGUGGGUGUGGCCAAGAUCCUCCUGGAGCACGGCGCGGGCAUCAACACACACUCGAACGAGUUCAAGGAGUCUGCGCUGACACUGGCGUGCUACAAGGGCCACCUGGACAUGGUCCGCUUCCUGCUGGCGGCCGGCGCCGACCGCGAGCACAAGACCGACGAGAUGCACACCGCGCUCAUGGAGGCCAGCAUGGACGGACACGUCGAGGUCGCAAGGCUACUGCUGGACUCCGGCGCACAAGUUAACAUGCCGACUGACAGUUUCGAAUCACCGCUGACUUUGGCGGCAUGCGGUGGCCAUGUUGAACUAGCGAUGUUACUUCUAGAACGAGGAGCUAACAUCGAGGAAGUGAACGACGAAGGCUACACUCCACUCAUGGAAGCCGCUAGAGAAGGUCAUGAGGAAAUGGUGGCAUUACUACUGGGUCAGGGAGCAUCAAUCAACGCGCAAACAGAAGAAACUCAAGAGACUGCAUUAACACUGGCGUGUUGCGGCGGAUUCCUCGAAGUGGCCGACUUUCUCAUCAAAGCUGGCGCCGACGCCGAGCUAGGAGCCUCCACACCUCUUAUGGAAGCUUCUCAAGAGGGACACCUCGAGCUCGUGCGGUACCUGCUGAAGGCGGGCGCGGACGUGAACGCGCAGACGCAGACGGGCGACACGGCGCUGACGUACGCGUGCGAGAACGGACACACCGACGUGGCCGACCUCCUGCUGCGGGAGGGCGCGCAGCUCGAGCACGAGAGCGAGGGCGGCCGCACGCCGCUCAUGAAGGCGUGUCGCGCCGGACACGUCUGUACUGUGCAGUUCCUCGUCGGGAAGGGUGCAGACGUAAACCGCAUGACCGCUUUGGGCGAUCACACGCCGCUUUCACUAGCGUGUGCGGGCGGACAUGUGGACGUGGUGAAGUUUCUGUUAGCAUGUGACGCGGAUCCAUUCCGCAAGCUGAAAGAUAACUCCACUAUGCUCAUCGAAGCAGCCAAGGGAGGUCAUGCAGCCGUCGUACUUCUCCUGCUAGACUACCCGCACUCCGUCAUGUUACCGAGAGGUAACGCGACGGCGGAGGAGGCGGGCGGGCUGAGCGCGGCGCAGGCGGCGGCGCUGGGGCUGGCGCACGCGGCGGCGCCGGGCGCGGGCGGCGCGGCGGCGGGCGGCGCGGGCGGGGCCGCGGCGCCGCGCGCGCUGCUGCCGGCGGAGGCGGGCGCGGGCAAGUUGUCCAAGGUGUACGUGGACGAGCGCGGGCUGGCGGCGCGCAAGAAGCCGGAGCCGGAGCCCAGCAAGCACAAGUGCACGCGCAAGCAGCGCGCCGCGCCGCCGCACUCCGACCACCACCUGCCGCCGCCGCCCGACAUACUCGACGACAACCGGGACCCGCGCGACUGCCUGCCCGACGCCGACCGCAGCCUGCUCGACCUGCCCGACCCCGCAGGUCCGCCAACGCUCGCCACGUCGGCGCUGCACGCCUUGGACCUACAGUUCUGCGCUCAAGGUGUGACGACGGUGCACCCCCCCACGACGCCCCCCUACCCGCCCCCGCAGCAGUUGUUCCCAGUGCAGCAGCUCGCCACCAACCUCAACCAGCACCAACUGCAGGAGUUGCAACAACAGCAAUUCCAGCAGCUAGCUGUACAACAACAGCAACAGCACCAGCAGCAACAGCAUCAGCAGCAACAACAGAAGAAGCAACAGCAGCAACAACAGCAGCUGUACGUGCAAGAGUUGCAGCAGAGGCCUGAAGCUUUCGCGGCGCAGUUGGUGGAGGCGGCGGAGGGCGCGGGCGCGGAGGCGGCGGGCGUGGAGGCGCGCGAGCUGGGCGCCGUGCUGGCCUACCUGCAGCGCGAGGUGCCGUCGCUGGUGGCGCUGCCGCCCAACGAGCUGCGCUCGCUCGUGCUGCAGGUGAUGCAGCAGAAGUCGCACGAGAUCCUGUCGUCGAAGUGCGCGGAGGCGGAGGCGGAGCGCGGCGACGCGGACGACGACGGCCACGAGCGCCACGCGCGCAGGCUGCUGGAGGAGGCGCUGAGCGCGGACGGGCCGCGCCAGGACCACCACCAUCACCACCACCACCACCACCACCACGUCGACGUCACGGCCAGCAACGGAUGCCAGUUCAGACUACGACCGUCGUCUCCCUCGGGGAAACUCGAGAGUGGCAUAAUCCUAACGCGGGCCGACAACGACAUAUUGACAAUACCUCAAUCGUCUUCUCAACCUCAACCGCAGCAGCAACCUCACGCUCAGCCUGAUCUCCAACCACAUUUCGCACUGCCUCCACCGACGCUGCCCUAUGAAGACUAUAGGUCGGCGACGUUCGCGGCGUACCACGCGGGUUUCGCGGCGAGCGCCGCGGUGGGCGGCGCGGCGCACGCGGCGCACGGCCCUCCUCACGCCGCGCACGGCCCGCCCCACGCCGCGCACGGCCCGCCGCACGCCACGCCGCAGCCCGCGCCGCACUCCAAGCGGGACCAGCACCACCACUCCACCGCCAAGAAGAAGAAUCGCUUCGCGGGUACGGGUAGAGGCUGCCGGUCGGGCGAGGCGUUCGGCACGGCGACUCCCCCCGCGCCCGCGCCGGCCGCCUACUGUGCCAUGGACGUGGACGGAGAGACCGACUCCAACCAUGACACGGCGCUGACGCUGGCCUGUGCCGGGGGACACGAGGACCUCGUCGAGCUACUGCUCAGUCGGGGUGCGGAUAUCGAACACCGGGACAAGAAGGGCUUCACACCGCUAAUUCUAGCGGCGACUGCCGGUCACGAGAAGAUCGUGGAAAUUCUUUUGAACCACGGUGCAGAUAUCGAAGCACAGUCGGAGCGAACAAAAGACACUCCGCUGUCGCUGGCGUGUAGCGGCGGGCGAUACGAGGUCGUGGAGCUCAUCCUCAGCCGCGGCGCCAACAAGGAGCAUCGGAACGUCUCCGACUACACCCCCCUCUCCCUCGCCGCCAGUGGUGGAUAUGUAAACAUCAUCAGAUUACUGCUCACUCAUCAGGCCGAAAUCAAUUCUCGAACUGGUUCGAAACUAGGUAUUUCCCCUCUUAUGUUGGCUGCUAUGAACGGGCACACGGCCGCCGUGCGCCUUUUGUUGGACUGCGGCUCUGAUAUCAACGCGCAGAUAGAGACCAACCGGAACACCGCUCUCACCCUCGCCUGCUUCCAAGGUCGGCACGAGGUGGUGAGCCUGCUCCUGGACCGCAAGGCCAACGUGGAGCACCGCGCCAAGACGGGGCUGACGCCGCUCAUGGAGGCGGCCAGCGGCGGCUACGUGGAGGUGGGCCGCGUGCUGCUGGACAAGGGCGCCGACGUCAACGCGCCGCCCGUGCCGUCCUCGCGCGACACCGCGCUCACCAUCGCCGCCGACAAGGGACACACCAAGUUUGUGGAGCUCCUGCUGCAAGGUACACUAGCUUCGUCUAUCCAACCAUUCAUAACUUUGCGUGUAUUCAAAUGUGUUCCCUGA
Molecule: messenger RNA, 4434 nt
Organism: Spodoptera littoralis (African cotton leafworm)
Lineage: Eukaryota; Metazoa; Arthropoda; Insecta; Lepidoptera; Noctuidae
Source: the annotation of a GenBank genome assembly